This is a messenger RNA of Arachis duranensis, 2133 nucleotides long. RefSeq lists its product as uncharacterized. Gene Ontology annotation, biological process: chloroplast organization. The record is from RefSeq and is a predicted model, not a curated record. Lineage: Eukaryota; Viridiplantae; Streptophyta; Magnoliopsida; Fabales; Fabaceae. The transcript has 8 exons. Gene Ontology annotation, cellular component: chloroplast outer membrane. The coding region runs from base 1 to 2133 and encodes 710 amino acids.
AUGGCUAAUGUGAGUUUUUGCGGUUUGAAGCCAAUGCUCUUUCGCCGCAAGACGAAUAUUUUUGAGGGAAUAAAAGCGUUUGGGUCGCCCAAGAAGUCUUCAAGGGUAAGGGAAAAGGAAAAAGAAAAGAAAAGGAGCAAACCGAACACUAAUAAUAAUAAUGAUAAUAAAUGUUAUAGUAAGUGUAUACCAAAAUCAGCUAUUAAAAUUAGCCACAAGUAUAAUGGAAAUUCAACGGAGUUGUCAUUUAUAGGAGCAGACCAAUUGAUUUUAAUGGUAGAGAUCCAUAAGAAGAUAAUGUCAUUCAGGGACAUCAUGGAUCUUUCUCUAUGUAACAGUUCUGCUUCCUUACGUGAGAUUGUAUUGAAAACCUUGGAGGAUCUCCAGAAGGUUUAUCCAGCAAUCAUACCGAGAAAGGAAGUGGCAAAGAUUAAAGACAAGUCUACAGAUCAGGCUAUGGCGUAUUUAUGCUCGGCGUUGAAGUGUCUCGGAGAGUCGUGGAUGGAGAACAAUGAUUUGAAGGAAAAGCUGAAAAUCGUGCUACCAACAUGCAAGGAUGAAGGCAACAUGAGCAAAAUUGGUGAAAGCAUGUUGGUGACACUAGAGAGCUUGAUGAAGUUGGCAAGUGAGAGGUUCGAUGACGUGGAAGAAGAAGAAGAGGAGGAGGAGCAUGAAAGGAGCAAUAAAUCGUUGAAUUCGUUCUCAGAUACAACAAGCAGCAUUCACAGCUUCUCUCUUUCGUCUUCUCCGAUGACACCAACAUCAGUUCUUCCGAAUAAUCCAUGCACCUCUCCCCUUCUUUAUUCCCUCAGGGUUCAAGCCGUCGGCAAACUCAACCCUAUCGAUAUCAAGCGCUUGUCUUUCCACAUGUCACCAACGCGCAUCAAGCUUCAAGAGAAACAACACAUUAACAAUCAACCAAUGGAGGAACAAACUACUUCUCACCAACUAGAGUUUGAUUUCGACACUAGAAUUCACCAACCUCCAACUUUAACAUCAAAUCCCAAUCCACCACCAAUACCUUCACUUCUACCACCACCACCACCACCUCCUCCUCCUCCUCCUCCUCCUCCCCCUCCAGUACUCAAUGGAGGAUCAGUUGUAGCACUACCACCUCCGCGGCCGCCUUCUUCUCCACCAGCACCACAACUACCUGGAAUAGCAGAUGCAAUCUUGCCACCUCCACCAGUGCCGCCGCGUGGAGGUGGAGGAUCGCCACCACCUCCUCCUCCCGGUGGAGUAGGGAGUAGGUCCUUGCGCGCCAAGGCAACUACUAAGUUGAAAAGGUCAGCCCAAUUAGGCACCCUUUACCGAACUCUUAAGGGAAAAUUGGAAGGUUCUAGCGUCACCAACAAAUCCUCCGGCGGGAGGAGGGUUGCAGCUGCCGCCACCGGAGCUGGAAAACAAGGAAUGGCCGAUGCUUUAGCUGAGAUGACAAAGAGAUCCACUUACUUCCAACAAAUAGAAGAAGAUGUUGAGAAGUACACAAAACAAAUCGUAGAGCUGAAGACUGUUCUUACCAACAUGAAGAUAAACGAAAUGGCCGAAUUGAAGAAGUCUCACAGGGAAGUUGAAUCCGUUCUUGAGAAACUCACUGAUGAAUCACAGGUGCUAGCGCGGUUUGAAGGUUUCCCCACAAAGAAGUUGGAAGCUCUAAGAAUGGCAGCAGCAAUGUACGAUAAGUUGGAUUCAAUACUCUCUGAACUUCGAAAUUGGAAUCUUGUGUCUCCAUUGGCUCACCAACUUGACAAGGUUGAACGUUACUUCAACAAGAUCAAAACCGAUUUAGAUGCCUUGGAACGAACCAAAGAUGAAGAAGCAAAGAAACUUAAAAGCCAUAACAUCGAAUUCGACUUCCAUAUUCUAGUAAAAAUCAAGGAAGCAAUGGUGGACGUUUCCUCAAAUUGCAUGGAGUUAGCACUAAAGGAGAAGCGAGAUAAUGAUGGUAGCAAGAACGAAGCAGCAAAACAAGAAUGUUGCAAAUUGCUAUGGAAGGCAUUCCAAUUUGCUUUCAGAGUCUAUACAUUCGCUGGUGGACAUGAUGAUCGUGCUGAUAGGCUAACAAGAGAACUAGCACAGGAAAUAGAGAAGAACCCUAUUUCAAUCAUGAACAAAGAAAAGAAAAUUGCAUGA